Messenger RNA from Lytechinus variegatus (green sea urchin), 3057 nucleotides. Its product is annotated as solute carrier family 15 member 4-like. Gene Ontology annotation, molecular function: transmembrane transporter activity. Bases 1 to 1824 code for a protein of 607 amino acids. The transcript has 9 exons. Gene Ontology annotation, cellular component: membrane. Gene Ontology annotation, biological process: oligopeptide transport; transmembrane transport. The record is from RefSeq and is a predicted model, not a curated record. NCBI's taxonomy places the organism in Eukaryota, Metazoa, Echinodermata, Echinoidea, Temnopleuroida, Toxopneustidae.
AUGGAUGAUUUUAUAGACAAGGAGAAGGAGCUUGAAAAUAAUUCUGUUAUGAACCUGAAGCCAAUGGAGGAAGUAGAGAAUAGGGGUGAUUCAAAUUUCUUUGUGAGGGUUACCAAUCUAGCUGCAGAAAUCAUAUUGGUCUUGUGCAUUUCUUUCGUGUAUUUCACCGAGAAAAUCAUUUACUAUGGCAUCGUGACAAAUCUGGUUCUAUUUUGCACGAACGAUCUGGGUUACUCGAGCGCCGACGCUGCGGUCUAUAGUCUUGUUUUCACCGGGACGAAUUACGUCUUUACCAUUUUCGGAGGAUGGCUCUCCGAUUUUUGGCUUGGAAACUAUAACGCUAUCUACCUGGGCUCACUCAUCUGCUUUAUAGGUACUACUAUGCUGCCUCUGAUAGCGUACAAGUGGCCCUUGGUUUAUGGUGCAGCUUAUGGGUUCGACCUGGGGAGCAAGAGGGUAUACUUCCUCAUAACUCUGACCAUUGUGAAUAUUGGAACCGCCCCCAUCAAGGCAUGCUGUGGACCCUUCGCCUGUGUACAAGUGGAAGAAUAUGGAAAUAGAGCGAUACAGGUCACUUACCAUUGGGUGUAUUUCAUUUCCGAGAUCGCUCCACUCUUCACCUACUCAGUGCUUUCAUACGUCGAGGAAGAGGUCUCUUUUUUCUUGGGUUUCAUCGUUGUUCUCUGUUUCAACGUCGUCGGCAUCUUGGUCUUCGCUACGGGUCGAGAUAUGUACAAAAUGAGACAACCGAAAGGGCACCAGGCAUUGCUCCAAGUCGUCCGAAUGCUAAAGAGUGCAACAUCAAUGUAUUCAGAGAGACACGGCAAAUGCUCUACAAUAUGUUGUAGUUGCUUAUGUUCCUCAGCAUGUUGUUGCAGUGGCCAACCUGUCACCGAGACCACUCCACUCUUAACCGUGGUGAAUGAAAAUCAAACCCAGCUUCGUCGAAUCGAUACUACCGGGGGAUCGUUGUCGAGAUCGUCUGGUAACGAUAUUGAUAGAAUCGAAAUGAUUCAACAUGGAUUUCUGGAAGAUCUUAAGAUUGAAAAUGGCGGGCCUUAUUCAACAGAAUCUGUGGAAGAAUUAAAAUGGCUGCUCAAUACCCUUCUUGUUUUAUCAGUUGCCAUUCUCUAUAAUACUAUUCGAUUCCAGUACUCUUCUACCUAUCUGCUUCAGGGAGAACGGAUGGACCUAGAUGGUAUACCAGUUGCCUUCCUGGCCCUCUUUGUACCUCUCUUCGUCAUCAUCACCGUGCCGAUUGUCGACCGCUUCGUCUACCCUUUCCUCGAAUCUCGAGGUGUAAGAGUCACACUGGUCAAACGAAUAGCAUUCGGUCUGGUGUCUGGGCUUUUAUCCGUCCUCUAUGCAGCCCUGGUGGAGGUCAUUCGUAAAUACAAACUCAGGAAUGGAGGCGGUUUUGACCAGGAAAUAUCGGGAGUCAUUUUUCACGCUUCAUCUCUGUCUAUCCUCGCUCAAAUCCCUGAAUACAUAUUCAUCGGUAUCGCGGACGUCUUCGUUCUCAUCACAGGUCUAGAAUUUGCCUUUUCCCAGUCUCCAAAAUCUCUGCAAGCAUUCAUCACGGGAAUAUACCUCUUUUACAAUGGUAUCGGCAGCUAUGUAGGAUCUUUACUCGUUAUCAUUGUCAACGCAGCUUCAGCAGGGGAUGAAUGGAUUCCUAACGAUAUCAACAAAGGUCAUCUGGAAUAUUACUUUUUGCUCCUGGCCGGUGUCAUCAUCUUCAACAUGAUCUACCUAUACGUCAUUACCAGGAAUUAUCAAUAUGUGCAGCAGUAUAACAGACGCUCGAGUCAACAGGGUCAAUAAAACAAUUUUGAUUUUAAAGAAUCAUCAUUUAUCUGACUUUUCUUUGUUGCGAAGCGUUUCUGGCUCUCGUCUAGUUAGCAGAGGGUUGUGUGUUCGAAUUCCCCCACGGCCUAGCGUCUUUAAUGCGUCAACACUCCACUUGGAAACUCUCCGCCCCUGUUUUAAAUGUGUAACCGGUAGGAUGCAGAAACCUAUGUACUAUAUCUAGAAAUUUAGUUUGGAAACUCUUGUUUGAAGGCUUCCCAGGGAGUGGAGAAUGUGCAUACCUUGUAUGCAGGCAAGCCUGGUACGGGUGUUUCAUAAAGCUGUUCGUAAGUUAAGAGCGACUUUAAGAACGACUGGUGAUCCUUUCUUACGCGCGUUACCAUCGCUAAUGAAUAUGCCGUUACCACAAUAAAGGAUCACCAGUCGUUCUUAAAGUCGCUCUUAACUUACCAACAGCUUUAUGAAACGGCCCCCAGGACCCGAUGACCGGGGUAUGUAAAGCGAUUUGAGACGUCAUUGCGAUAUAUCGAAACGCUAUAUACAAAAGAAAAAUUAGUAGCAGUAGUAUCAUUCAUAGAGCAAUCCAAUCUGGACUAUCGUAACAGGGUUAUUUAUAAGACGGUUAACAUGGUUAAUGAGUGAAGUGCGUCCAGAUUACUUUUACCACGAUCAUCAAUUCAACUAGUCUUUCACUGUGAAAAUAUCGGUGUUGGUUUAACACCAGCCUGGUAUAUCGGAAAACGACAAGGAAGUGUUGAAACAACACCAAUUAAGAAUCAAACUGAUAUUGGUUAAACACUGAUUAGUAUUGUUUUAAUGCCUAUUUGGCGUUAUCAUAAAGCCGAAGUGUGCUGUUUCAACACCUCUCUGGCGCAUUCCUAUAGUUACCGAGCUGGUGUUGAAUUAACACCUGUAUUUUUCGAUUGUACCCGCAUAAUAUAAACGUAUUCUUUCCCGGGGAAUAUUUUAUUAGGAAAAUGAUAGGGGGAUUCAUAUCAUGUUCCGGAGUGUAAUGAACUCCUUCCUUCUAUAAGAGAGUGAAAAACAGAGGAGUCGCAUAAUCGUUUAAAAUGGUGAACAGUUCGUCCUUAAGAAAUAACCAUGGUCGAACAUUAUUAUUUCUACAGUCUUCAGACUUGUCAUAUCAUCGUCCAGCCUUUGUUUGAUUAUCACUGUAUGGUUAGAAUUAGGGACUUGUGAGUGGACUCGUUAUUACACACUAAGAAAUAAAGGUUCAAAAUUGAACCC